Molecule: messenger RNA, 3177 nt
Organism: Dermochelys coriacea (leatherback sea turtle)
Lineage: Eukaryota; Metazoa; Chordata; Testudines; Dermochelyidae
Product: gastricsin-like
Exons: 15
Coding region: 350-2956 (868 amino acids)
Biological process (GO): proteolysis
Molecular function (GO): aspartic-type endopeptidase activity
Source: RefSeq, a predicted model, not a curated record
CUGCCCCGACACCCCAUUAUCCCCUCCCUCUGACCCCUCAGUACCUCCUGCCCUGACACCCCCGGCACUGGAGAGACCGGGAAUGUUGGACACACAUGCGAGAUAUUUAGAGAGCGAGAGAAAACUGUCAAUUAGAGAUGAAUUCAAGUUUGGGGGAGUCCAUGGAGGAGCAUGAAGACUCACCGGGAGGUGAAACAUGGCACAGUUUCCACGGAACUCUAGGUGACUUCUUGACAUCCGGGUUACCAUGACACUCAGCAGAGGACUGUGGGAAUAAAGUGGGAAUCCCUCCCCGCCCUCAAAAACCACCUAAUGGCCUCAACUGGGGCUCACCUGGUAUGCUAACGUCAUGGGGAGCUGCUGCAGCUACCUGUGCAGAGACAGUGUCCCGAAUAACCACCCCACCAAAUUUAAGGUAACAAACGUGGAUGAUGAAGGUAACGCUCUGGGAUCUGGGCUUAUGGAGCUAACGCAGAUGGAGCUCAUCUUGCACACACACAAGCGCGAUGCUGUCCGGUGGCCGUAUCUUUGCCUGCGCCGCUAUGGCUAUGACUCCAACCUCUUCUCCUUCGAGAGCGGACGCCGCUGCCAGACGGGACAAGGGAUAUUUGCCUUCAAGUGUUCAAGGGCGGAGGAGAUCUUUAACCUGCUGCAGGACCUGAUGCAGUGUAAUAGUAUCAAUGUGGUGGAGGAGCCAGUCAUCAUGACUAGGAGCGGUCACUCCACUGAGCUGGAGCUAUCCCGGACACCCCAGACACCCAACACUCUGGGAUACACUGUUCCAGGGUUCCCCAAUGGAUUCCACAGCUUCCCUGGGGAAGCUCCAUCCUACUCCACAGCCCGACACCCUUCCAUGAACAGCUUGAGACACUCCUCCAUUGGGGAGGACUCCACACAUGGCCUCAUUGGGCCGGAUGAGCAGUCCCACACCUAUGUGAACACAACCAAUGGCGAGGAGGAGAUAAGGGGCCGGCACUGCAUGCAUUCGCUGCCUGAAGUCCACCCUCCUUUCCUGCACGGGAACCACAGCUGCUCUCUGGAGGACCGAAACCCCCAGGUCUUCCUGCAGCCAGGGGAGGUGAAGUUUGUGCUGGGUCCUGCCCCAGUUCACAGGCACAUGGUGAAACGUGACAGCUCCUGCCGUUACCAUCGGGAAUGCGGUGGACACAUUUGUGCCCCUAACAACAACAACGAGUGCAAGGAUGAGUGCCUCGUGCCUAGGUGUGUGUACGAGAAUGUGAAUGGCCUGCUGCCUGCUGGGGGCACAUCUCUCCGGCGUGGCGGGCGCUUGAAACUCACCCGGGAGGACCUGGGCUUAAACAGCUGCUCUCACCGCAGGACGCCCCUGCUGCACUACGAGAACCUGCCAUCCUUGCCUCCUGUGUGGGAGUGCCAGCCGCUGCGGCAGGACGAGGACUCUGGGGACGUGCUGACUCCUUCUCCAAAUGGCUACCCCGAGCCGGACGAAGACGACCCCCUGCAAAACUACAUGAACUCGGAAAACACUGCACUGCACAGCGGCCUGCGUCGGGAUGACUUCUUGCAGCACCGCCACAACUGCACGCCCAGUGUCUUCAGCUUCGACUUCCGCCGGCCCUGCCCGGAGCAACAGCGGCAACUCAACUACAUCCAGGUAGAGCUGGAGGGUGACCCCCACAAGGGGCGCCAGAGCCACCAGGUGCCCUGCGCCCCGCUUUCUGCCACCCAUCCAGCCAGCAGGAUGGACUCGUAUGCGGUCAUUGACCUUAAAAAGACAGCAGCCAUGUCCAACUUGCAGAGAGCGCUGCCCAGAGACGAUGGGACUUCAAGGAAAACUCGGCAUAACAGCACCGACUUGCCUGUAAUUCCCCUGAAGAAAUUCAAAUCCAUGCGGCAGGUGAUGAAGGAGAAGGGUGUACUCAAGGACUACCUGAAGAACCACAAGUAUGACCCAGCCAGCAAGUACUUCAACAACUUCGCUAUUGCCUACGAGGCCCUGGCUAAUGACCUGGAUCUGUCCUACUAUGGGGAGAUCAGCAUUGGAACCCCACCCCAGAACUUCCUGGUUCUCUUCGACACUGGCUCAUCCAACCUGUGGGUGCCCUCUACGUACUGCCAGAGUCAGGCCUGCACCACCCACACUCUGUUCAACCCCAGCGCCUCCUCUACUUACUCUUCCGAUGGACAGACCUUCUCUCUGCAAUAUGGCAGUGGCAGCCUCACUGGAGUCUUUGGCUAUGACACCGUGACAAUCCAGGACAUUUCCAUCACAAAACAGGAAUUUGGCCUGAGUGAGACCGAGCCUGGCACCAGCUUUGUCUAUGCUCAGUUCGAUGGGAUCCUCGGUCUGGGUUUCCCUGCCAUUGCUGCUGGUGGUGCCACCACUGUGAUGCAAGGUCUGAUGCAGGAGAACCUCAUCGAUUCCCCGCUCUUCAGCUUCUACCUGAGCGGGCAAGAGGGCAUUCAGGAUGGUGGUGAACUUCUCUUUGGAGGAGUUGACUCCAAUUUGUACUCUGGUCAGAUUGUCUGGACGGCUGUCACCCAGGAUGCUUAUUGGCAAAUUGGAAUUGAAGGUUUCUCUGUUGACGGACAGUCCACUGGCUGGUGUAGAAGUGGCUGCCAGGGGAUUGUGGACACUGGAACUUCCCUCCUCACUGCUCCACAAGAAAUCUUUGUGCAGCUGAUGGAGGAUAUUGGUGCUCAGGAGAACGGCUACGGUGAGUACGUGGUUAGCUGCAGCAGCAUUGACAGCAUGCCUACCAUCUCCUUCACCAUCAGUGGAACUAGCUUCCCGUUGAGCCCCUCUGCCUACGUGCUCCAGAGCAAUAGCAGGGAGUGCGUCGUGGGCAUCUCACCCACUUACCUGCCAUCCCAGAAUGGGCAGCCCCGCUGGAUCCUGGGUGACGUCUUCCUCAGGUCGUAUUACUCUGUUUACGAUGUAGGCAACAGUAAGGUGGGCUUCGCCCCAGCAGUGUAACUGCCACCAACUGUCUUCCAUGCUGCUCCAAAUUGUCUCCUGCCUCUCCUCCAACCUGCUGGGUGUGACGCUGUGGCCCCCACAUGCCUCUUUUCAAGGAUUUUGAACGUCUCUCUGUACUGAACUUUUGCAAAUUUCUGAAGCCUCUCUCCGGUGAAAUCUGUGCUAUGAGAUUCUGGGCUCCCCUUCAAAAGUGACUGCAAAUAAAUAAAAGGCAUUAA